Acanthosepion pharaonis is the source of this 1791-nucleotide messenger RNA. The record is from the annotation of a GenBank genome assembly. Lineage: Eukaryota; Metazoa; Mollusca; Cephalopoda; Sepiida; Sepiidae.
AUGUCCCUAUUUAUAUCUAUCUAUCUAUCUAUCUAUCUAUCUAUCUAUCUAUCAAAUACAAACGCUUUUAUUGAACAAAACAAUAAAAUAAAUCUAUCUAUCUAUCUAUCUAUCUAUCUAUCUAUCUAUCUAUCUAUCUAUCUAUCUAUGUGCAGUGUUUACAUAAGCCAUACGAUUUAUCUAUCUCAAACUGAUCAUAUCUAUCUAUCUAUCUAUCUAUCUAUCUAUCUAUCUAUCUAUCUAUCUCAGUCUGUUCCUAUCUAUCUAUCUAUCUAUCUAUCUAUCUCAUCCUGUAUCUAUCUAUCUAUCUAUCUAUCUAUCUAUCUAUCUAUCUAUCUAUCUAUCUCAGUCCUUUCUCUGUAUUUAUUUCUUACUUUUUUUUUUCUUUCUUUCUUUCUUUCUUUCUUUCUUUCUUUCUUUCGUUUAUUCGUUCGUUCGUUCAUUCGUUCGUUCAUUCGUUCAUUCGUUCGUUCGUUCGUUCUCAUAUCUAUCUAUCUAUCUAUCUAUCUAUCUAUCUAUCUAUCUAUCUAUCUAUCUAUCUCAGUCCAAUGUCUGUCUGUCUAUCUUUCUUUCUCAGUCUCGUAUCUAUCUAUCUAUCUAUCUAUCUAUCUAUCUAUCUAUCUAUCUAUUUCAGUCCUCUCUCUGUUUUUCUUUCUUACUCUUUCUUUCUUUCUUUCUUUCUUUCUUUCUUUCUUUCUUUCUUUCGUUCUCAGUCUUGUCAUAUCUAUCUAUCUAUCUAUCUAUCUAUCUAUCUUAGUCCCAUGUCUGCUUGUCUGUCUGUCUGUCUGUCUUUCUUUCUUUCAUUCUUUCUUUCUUUCUUUCUUUCUUUCUUUCUUUCUUUCUUUCUCCCAACCGAAUAUAUCAUUUCUCUCUCUCUCCCUCAUUUUCUCUCUCUCUUUCUCUCUUUACUUUUCUCUUUCACUCUUUCCUUUUCUUUUAUCUCUCUUUUUAUCCCUCUUUCGCUUUCUCGCUUUUAUUCUCUCUUAUUCUCUCCUUCUGUUUCUCUUUCUUUCUUUCUUUCUUUCUUUCUUUCUUUCUUUCUUUCUUUCUUUCUUUCUGUUUAUCAGUUUCUUUCAGGCUCUUUUUUAUCUCUCUUUUACUCUCUCUAUUUCUAUUUCUUGCUUUUUCCUCCCCCUCUUCUCCCUUUUCUCUCUCUAUUUAUUUCCCUUUCCUUCUGUCUUUCUUUCUGGCUCUUUCUUUCUGGCUCUUUCUUUCUGGCUCUUUCUUUCUUUGUUUCUGUCUCUCUUUUCUCUUUCUCUCUCUCUUUCUCCUCCCGUUUAUCGCUUUGUCUCUCAUUUUGAGCCAUUUCUUUUCUGGUGGGGACGAACCACUCUCUUCACGAUUCCUUUAAACAAUUUCAAAUAUACAUCCAUAUCUAUCUAUCUAUCUAUCUAUCUAUCUAUCUAUCUGAGCCUGUUCAUUUUCUAUCUAUCUAUUUAUCUAUCUAUCUAUCUAUCUAUCUAUCUGAGCCUGUUCAUUUUCUAUCUAUCUAUCUAUCUAUCUAUCUAUCUAUCUAUCUAUCUAUCUAUCUAUCUGAGCCUGUUCAUUUUCUAUCUAUCUAUCUAUCUAUCUAUCUAUCUAUCUAUCUAUCUAUCUAGGAACCUCGAUUCUCACGAUGCAUUGUUGAUUUCUAUGUUCACGCUAUCUAUCUAUCUAUCUAUCUAUCUAUCUAUCUAUCUAUCUAAAAGAAUCUAUCUAUCUAUCUAUCUAUCUAUCUAUCUAUCUAUCUAUCUGUCUGUCUGUCUGUUACUUUCUCACCCAAACACUAUAGAACACAAAAUAUAUUAUUAA